AUGCAGACUGCUUCUACAAACAUUUGUGAAAGAAUGUGCAAUAAGUCCAUCUGUGAAAUUUCCUUGCUACUAAAUAUUCCACAGUCAACUGUUAUUGGUAUUAUAACAAAGUGGAAGCAACUGGGAACUACAGCAACUCAGCCACGAAGUGGUAGGCCACGUAAAAUAACAUGCUGAAGACUGCAGAAGUUGCCAACUGUGUGCAGAGUCAAUAGCUAAAGACCUCCAAACUUCAUGUGACCUUCAGAUUAACACAACAGUGCGUAGAGAGCUGGAAUGGGUUUCCAUGGCUGAGCAGCUGCAUCCAAGCCUUACAUCACCAAG
Staurois parvus is the source of this 324-nucleotide messenger RNA. Lineage: Eukaryota; Metazoa; Chordata; Amphibia; Anura; Ranidae. The record is from the annotation of a GenBank genome assembly.